Messenger RNA from Lodderomyces pseudojiufengensis, 1290 nucleotides. RefSeq lists its product as uncharacterized. Bases 1 to 1290 code for a protein of 429 amino acids. Gene Ontology annotation, biological process: CAAX-box protein processing. NCBI's taxonomy places the organism in Eukaryota, Fungi, Ascomycota, Pichiomycetes, Serinales, Debaryomycetaceae. Gene Ontology annotation, cellular component: endoplasmic reticulum membrane. The record is from RefSeq and is a predicted model, not a curated record. The transcript is spliced from 2 exons. Gene Ontology annotation, molecular function: metalloendopeptidase activity.
AUGCAAUAUAGAAUUAAUUUAUUCAAAUAUUUUGUUCCUUGGAAACCUAUUAUUUCAUCAUUUAUAAUAUUCAAAGGAGUAUUUGAAUUAUAUUCACAUUUAAGACAAUUUAGAUUAAUUUCGAAAAAACAAGAUGUUUCAAAAUUUGGAUUUGAUCAACUGAAAAUUGAACAAGGUAAAGUAUAUUCCAUAGACAAAUUAAAAUCUAGUGCUUUGGGAAUAGCUUAUGAAACAAUUAUUAGAUUAAUAACUAUAAAUUUCAAUAUAUAUUCAAAAAUAUGGACAUUUGCUGGUUCAUUUUUAUCACAAAUGGUUCCCACAACUACAUCACUUUAUCUUAGUCAAACUGUUUUAUUCAUGACAAUAUCUAGUUUUUUAUUACUUAUAUUUGUUAAAUUACCAAUUAAUUAUGUAGAUAAUUUUUUUAUUGAAAAAAAAUUUGGUUUUUUCAAAGCAACCGUUGUCAAAUGGAUUGGAUUUGAAUUGUUUAUGGCCAUCAUACAAUUAAUUAUAGAUGUUUCAGCUAUUAUUGUUUUACUUAAAGCCUAUCAAUUUUUUAAUUAUAAAAUUGAAGUAUUUAAAUUACUGGUUAUAUUAUUUUUAUUAGUAUGUUUUAUUAUAUUCAUUUACCCAACAUUAUCAAGUUUAUUUAGUAAUCAAAAAGAAUUACCAGAAAAUGAAUUAAGAAAUUCAAUUGAAGAAUUUACUAUAAAACAAAAUUUUAAAUUAAAAAAUAUUUAUAUUGAAACAUCAUCAACUUCUUCACAUUUGAAUGCAAGUGUUGAAGGAAAUCCCUUCAAGGGAUCAAUUUAUAUAGGUGAUACAUUAAUUAAUUCAUUUUCACAACAAGAAACAUUAGCUGUUAUUGCCCAUGAAUUAGGUCAUGUUAAAUUUUAUCAUAAGAUUAAAGGAACGGGAUUAUUUUUAAUUGAAUGGGUAGUUUUACUUUCUUUAGGUAAAUUACUUUAUGAAAAAGAUUCAAUUUAUACAAAUUUUGGUUUUAAAAAUAAACCAAUUUUCAUUGGAUUUUUAAUAGUAAGUCAAAUUUUAAUUCCUUUUGAUUUAGUAUUUAAAAUUUUGAAAAAUAAAAUAGCUCAAAAUUUUGAAUAUCAAGCUGAUAUAUUUGCUGUUGAUUGUUGUUAUGAUGAAUCUUUAAAAAAAGCAUUAAUAAGAUUAACUGAUCAAAAUUUAUCAACAACAAGUAAUGAUUGGUUAUAUUCUUAUCUAUAUUUGACACAUCCUAGCAAGAUCGAUCGAUUAAUCAACAUUGACAAAAAUGGAAUUAAAUAA